AUGCAGCCUUUGCCCCCUGAAGACGAGAGUUCUACUGCGGCUGCUGCUGCUCCUUCCACAGCUGCUUCGGGAUCGGCAGCAAAUGCAGCAGACACCGUCCUUGUUGCUCCUGCAGCAGCAGCAGCAGCAACACCAACAGCGGACGGCAUCAGCAGCAGCAGCAGCGAGCAGCAUCAAAACGAUGAUAGCUCUAUCCAGUCGCCUAUAGCUGUGUCGGAGAGAGCAGCAGCAGCAGCAACAACAGCAGCAGCAGCAGAGAGAACUGGCGCUGAUGCAGCGCUUAGUUGCAAUAUAGAUGACAGUACGUAUUCACCGACACCACACGAUGUAAUCAAUGCACCAGAAGCAGCAGCAGCACAUGCAGCAGCAACAGCUGCAGCUGCUGCAUGCGCUGCUGCUGAGCCCCAAUCACCUCCUACAGCAGCACUCAGCAUGCCUCCUUGGGAAGCGACUGACAGCAGUGCGACGUCGGUCGCCCCAUGUUCAAACAGUAGUAACAGCAGCAACAGCAGCAGCAACAGCAGCAGCAACAGCAACAGCAAUAGCAACAGUAGCAGCAACAGCAGCAGCAACAGCAGCAGCAACAGCAGCAACUGGCUAUGCGAUAUGGGAGGGCCUGAUGGUGCUGGUUUUAUAAAGGUGAGGACAUUCAAGGAAGAAGUGCCACAAGGAAAGGAGACACUUCUCUCUCAUGACCAGUCCCUUCUAGCUGUCCUUAGCAGCAGCAGCAGCAGCAGCAGCACAAGCAACAGCGGUAGCUCGUGCUGCUGCACAUGCAGCUGUGACUGCAGCAGUGAGGGAAGGGAGCUCUGUGACAGCAGCAGAAGAACUGCGUGCUGCUGUGGCAGAUUGGCACACAAUAUACCUGCUCAGCAGCAGCAGCAGCAGAAGCAGGAACAUGCUGAUUGUGCUUCAAUCCCUAUCCGGCAUGGGCGGCUGCGUCUUUUUGUCGCUGCUGCUCCUUCGGGAGCUGCUGUCGCUGCUGAUCCUUCUCUUGCUGCUGCAGCAGCAGCAGCAGCAGAGGGAUUUUUGUGGCGGGGGAAACCGCUGCUGCCUGGGGGACAGACAGCAGUGCAGCAGACACAUGACACCAGCAGCAACAGCAGCCGCAGCAGCAGAAAGUGGGGUCAUAAGAAGGGAGUUUUGAUGCGUUGUUGCGUUGCUGCUGCUUGGGCGGAGCUACCUCCAGUUCUGCUACCACUGCAGCAGCAGCAGCAGCAACAGCAACAACAGCAGCGUACGCAAGUAUUGUGCUGCCUCGGCAGGGACUCGCUGCAGCUGUUUGUAUUUCGAGGUGUAUGCACACCUGAUGCUCCCCUGCUUCCCUGGCAUGACCUUCAGUUGAAGUGCAGCAAAGACAACUCUUGCUGCAGCAGCAGCAACAACAGCUGCAGCAGUAACAGCAACAGCAGCUGCAGGUACUGGCACGAAACGGAUUUCGUUGAUGCAUCUGAUGCUCAAGGGGACAGCCUGUUGCUGCUUCGGUGGGAACUUGACCGGCAAAUAUCUAGUUGCAGAAGCAGGAGCAGCAACGGCAGCAGCAAGAACAGCAGCAGCAACUGUAUCCUGUUGUAUUCUCUUUCACUCUUUGCCCUCAAGGCUUUUGCGGAUCGAAGCUCCUCCCUUCCGCAGCAGCUGCAGCAGCAGCGUAGAGCAGCAGCACAAUCAAGCAGCCGGAACCGCAGCAGCAGCAACGACUGUUGGAGGCUGAUGGUUAGCGGCCGCAGCGAUUUGCUGUUGCUGCUUAAUGAUGCUGUUUGCCUCCGCCUGCAGCUCGGCGGUGCAGGUGUCUCCCUUGUGCGGCGCUUCGUCCUGCAGCUGCCUGUGUCCCUUCCUGCUCGGCCGCCCAGCAGCACAAGCGGCAGCAACAACAGCAGCAACAUCAGCACUGGCCAAAAAGGGACACAGCUGCCCCUUCAGCGAUUCGUUGAUGCAUGCUGCUGCUCCUCCUACCUUUAUGCUAUAACGACGCCGCCGCUACAGCAAAUACUCAUUUGGUGUGUAACGGCAGGUGUUGCAGUGCAUGCGUUGGAAUUGCCUCUGUACGACCCCCCGCAGCAGCAGCAGCAGCAGAAGCAAUGCAUUAGCAGCGAAAACGUUGCCGAUAGUCGUUGCCAAUGCAGCUGGGACCGAGGCAGGAGCAGGAAAGGGAGGAGAAGUUGCUGCAGCGGCAACUGCCGCUGCUGCUGCAGCUGCGCAGCAGCAGCAGCAAGAGCCCGCGCCUUCGACUUGCCUGUGGUGCUGCUGUCUGUACGGGUCAGUCGUGAGUCUCAUCAUCUUGUAAUUGGAGACAGCAGGAACUGUCUCCGUGUUGUAUCUCUGAAGGGCUUCUUUGCUGCUGCAGCAAGUGCAGCAGCAGCAGCAGCAAGCUGGGGCGAUGCAGCAGAAAACAGCUUCGAAGAGACACAAUUUAAACAGAGGCAAAGAGCAGCAGAAGGCCUGCCUCUUAAGAGACAGCUGCUUCCUGCUGCUGCUGCUCUCUCUGCCUUUCCUACUGCCUUUGGUCUCCUUGCAUUACGUCUGCACAUGGCUGCUGCACCUGUUGCUGCAACUACCGCAGCACGUGCUACACCUGCUGCUGCUUACCAGCAAAUGCUCGAAGCCUGCACUUUCCUGUCUGCUACUGUCCGUCGUGGGGAUCCCAUACUCCCUGCUGCAUCGUCUCCCUGCAGCAGCAGCAGCAGCAGCAGCCGCGACAGCGCCGUUGUUUUUGUAUCGCGGGAAGCGCUUCUGUUCCUCCAGCAGGUGGCCGUGAAGAAGCAACAGCAGCGGCAGCAACAGCAGCGGCAGCAACAGGGGCGUUGGCAGGCCGCGCAGCAGCUGUGCGAGGAGCUGCAGCUGGGGCUGCUGCAUCAAGACACAAGAGCGCAGUUGCUGUUGCAGCGGCAGCAGCUGCUGCAGCAAUUUGAACGUUUCUGUGGAUACAGCACAGCAGCAGACAGCAGCAGCGACCGGUUUAUGUGGCCCGAAGCAGGUGGGCCUCUACAGCUGUUGAAGCAGAAGCAACAGCAGCAGCAGCAGCAAGCUGCGUGGCUGCUACCUCCUUAUGAACUGCAGCAGCAACCAGCUGGCAGCCAGGAGUGGCAGGAGCUCCAGCUGCUGCAGCAGGAUCUCCCGCUGCAGCUGCUGAAGCUGCAGCCUCCCUUUGGGGGUCCUCAAGGCCCAGCAACAGAAGCUAGUCCCCUCCUAGCAGAAUUAGAGACACUGAUGGAUGCCUGCGCUCUGGGCACGGAACAAGCAGUGGAUGAUCUCCCGAAGGGCCUCACCUCUUCUAGUACGGGGGAGCUGGUGGAGUUGUUGGCUUCCUUCGCCGACGAACAGCAGCAGCAACAGUAUCAGCAACAGCCGCAGCCCCAGCAGCAGCAAACAAGGAGUCCGAUCUACCGGCUGCACGACACAGCAGCAAAGCUGCAGCAACUGCAGCGCGAGCGCGCUAUGAGGGAUGCCCGGCCCUCAUGGCUGUAUGUCGCGGUGCUGCCUUUCUUCUGCAGAAGCAACAGCUGCUGCUGCUGCAGCCCUAGCAGCAGCAGCAGCGAGAAGAAACCUUUGCUGCUUGAUGCGGCGCUUACCAUAGAAAGCUCAGAACCGAUCACGUCUCAAUCCUUGCCAGUCAGAUGUUUAUCCAGCAACAGCAGCAGUAGCAGCCGCAGUAGCAGCCCGACCAGCAGCAGUGACGAAGAGAGCAACGGGAGAAGCGUCUCCCCAUCUGCAGCGGAAAGGAGCAGCAGCAAGUGCCCCGGUUGCUCCAGCUCUCUCCGGAUCUUCCCUAGCGACGCAUUUAUCUUCGUUGAGGGAGUUUCUCGCUGCAGCAGCAAACGCAGGAGUCGCCGAAGCGAGCGAAACAGCAGGAGCAACGGCAGCAGCACCUGCGACAGUUGCUGUAGCGUUUCUUACAGAUGUUGGCUGGUGUCCUGGCCUUCUACUGAAAAAGACAAUAAACCCCGUGCUGCGGCCCUUGCUGCCGUUUCUGCUGAUGGUGCUGCUUCGGCUUCUGCAACGAUUAGGGGAAGUAGCAGCUUCCUGUCAACGUGGCUUCGCAGCCAAAGGAGCAAGCACAACACCAGCAAUAGUACCACCAUCAGAACCAAGAGGCAUCAGCAACACUUACAGCAGCCUGGCGAGCUGCUGGUGCAAUCGUGCGUCGGCGAGCGGCUGUCUCUAGGUAUUGUGUCUUGCUGCAGCAGAGCAGCGCUGCUGCUGCAGCCAAACAAGGGCGUGUUAUUUGCUGCUGUGGAAGGCAGCAGCACUCUCCAGCUGCUGCAGUGCGUUCUACUGAUGGAAGGCCCUCGUGCUGCAGCAACGUUCUGCAUGCAAAACGGCCUGGACAGCAGCAAAGUGGGUCUGCUGUUGCUGCAGCUGGCGCUGCGCUGCAAAGACCUCAAACGGAUAGCAGAGGCCUUGCUGUUGCUGCAACAGAACCAGCAAAUGAUCGCUAUGCGACUCCUUAUGGCUUUUGUCUUCAACGGAUACAGCGAAGAGGCGCUCCCAUUUGCCUUUUCAACUACAGAAAGGGCUGCCCAAACUGCUGCUGCUGCAGACAUAUCGUCUGUCUACGAGUCUACAGCAGUUGCGCAGCAUGCAUUGCUGCUGCUGCAGGCGCUCCAUCAGCAGCAAAAGCAGUAUCAGCAGGAGUGCGGCGACGAGUUACGCCGGCUGAGGGAUUGCUGUCUCUUGAGACGAAGAUAUGCCGGCGACGGCAUCGGAAACUACAGGAGCAGCAGCAACAACAACAGCAGCAGCAAAGACAUCAGCAACAGCUGCAGCAACACCGAAGCUUCGCUACACUUCCCGCCCUCCUUGGUGUCCCUAGUAGCUCCUUGGCAAUCAGCAAUACCAGCGCGAGAUACAGCAGCAGGAGCAGCAGCAGCACCACCAGAUGCAGCAGCAGCUACGGCAGACAUGCCUCCUGCAGCAAUGCAUCUUGAGUGCGAAGCAGCAUCACUCCUAGACAUAGGAUUUAGCUCGCGUUUGCUGCUGCGCCUGUUGCAGUUUGCUGCGUCUCUCACAGACAUCCGAGUCCUUGCAAAGAUUGACCUUGCUGCGGCAGCAGCGGCUGCACCAGGCAAGCAGCAGCAGCAGCAGCAGCAGCAACUCACGGACGAGCUUUCCGAGCUAGCACUGUACGUACGGCUUUUGCGGUGGCUGCAACAGCGCGUGUCUGCUGCUGCUGCGAAGCAGCAGCAGGUGGAACAACAGCAGCCACAGCAACAGGCGGUGAUUCUCUUAGACUCGGAUCCGAUUCAACAGGAGCAUGACCAACAGCAGCAGCAACAGCAAGAACAUCGAUUUGCUGUGACAGAGGGAGACGCUGAGCUCCCUUGGGGCCCUAACGUGACUGUGGAGACAGUGGUCAGAGAGACGCUUUUGAGUGGGCGCAUCAGCAAGGGAUUGCUGUGGCUGCAGAAGCAACUGCACCACCAGCAGCAACAGCAUCAGCAUGUUUCCGCAAUGGCUCUGCUGCAGCAGGUGGCCGAUCGUAUGGCCUACAGACUCUUUUGCUGCCAGCAGGCUGAGCUGUUCUUUGUGGGGCUGCAGAUGCUGCGGCAGAUUGGGGUUGACAUUCCUGGAUUUUGCCUACGUGCUGCGUUGCUAACAACGCGGACGCCUGUGCGGCGUCGGUUGUUGCGGCAUCUAUAUCACCAGAAGCAACUGCAGCCAAUGCAUAUGAGCCUCAUUCGUAUCAUGCAGGUUCUUGAGCUUUUAUUUACCGACCCGUCUUACGAGGCAGAGGUUGCAAGACGUUGCGCCUCCUUAGCAAUUGCAGCAGAAGCAGCAGCAGGGGACUCCGAAUCAGAAGGGGACGCCGUAUCGCCUGCUGUGCAUGCCUCGGGGGGAAGGAGAGACGCCCUGAUGGGAAACACUUCCAGCAGCAGCAGCAGCAGUAGCAGAGGAGCAGCAGAAUGCUGGCCAGCAGGAGGCGGCGCUGCCCUUCGGGCUGGGGCUUUGUGUGACGGCUAUGUCUGCUCCAGCCUGAGAAGGCAAAUCCUGCAGCACCAGCAGCAACACCAGAAGCCCCAGCAACAGCAGCAACAGGGGGAUGAGCGGAGCACCAACCGUGGUGCUGUGGAAGCAGAGCCCAUCCCAGAUUUUACACCUGAAAGACACCCACAGGAAGCUCUGAGGGAAGCAGCAGCUGCAGCUGCGGCAGUCGCAGCAGCUGCAACACGAACAGAUUACUUGGUGUUUGUGCUGCAGGCGUGGGCCCACCUGAAGUGUGGGGAAGCACCAGACCUGGCGGAGUGCUGUUUCUCGGGGGUUGCUGCUGCUGCUACAGCUGCAGCUGCUCCCGACACCACCAGUCGCGACUGCAGCAUCAACAGCGAUGUGCUGCAACAGCAGCAGCAACUGCUGCUGUCUCAGGAAGAGAGUGCUCGUCUGUGUGCACAUCGCGCGUAUGGCGAUUCCCUGGAAACAGAAGGGGAUGUGCUGCAAUUGCAGCAGGCAGCAACUGCUGCAGCAGCAGCGACGCCACCGCAGCAGCUACCUCCUCUGACCCUCCAGGCAAACCUGCGUCGUCUUCUUGCAGCGGAAAAGGAUUUGUUUGCGCUUGUUACCACCCAGCCGCCGACUAACAACGCAGCAGCAGCAGCAGCGGCAGCAGCAGCAACACAUGCGUCUCUUGGGGGGUAUAUCAGCCUGUCUCUCUUUGAACUGUCUCUCUUCAAGCCCACCUCCCUCUUGCGCAUUUUUGCAGAGAAGAGGCAUGUGGAGCUCGUCCACAUGCUCCGCUCUCCUGGGCCAAGUAAUAGAAGAAACCAGCAGCGGCAACCGCAGCAGCUGCAGCACGUGCGGACGUUGUGGGAGAUUGCAGCGGGAUGUCUUGGGAUUGCUGAGGGAUUGAAGAGUUUUCUUGCCUGGAGGUGUAUCUUCGCUUUCUGCUUGGCGCAUUUUGACUGGCGAGGGAUAGCUAUGUGUAUUGACGAGCUGCCUAUACACCGGAGCAUUGCCUGCGAUUCGUGGGGCCGCCUGAAGCAAGUCGGUGCUGCUAUAACCAGGCGCUGCAGCAGUAGCAGGACUAACAGCAAGCCACUCCUGCUGCUAAAGCGCAUCCUGUCCUUUCUAAAGAGGAGAAGACAGAGAGAGGAAUCAGUUUUUGUUGACGAGCUGUUGCUGCAGCGGCUCGCCCGCCGAGGUCUCUUUCUAGAGGCGGUGGAGACAGGCAAUGUAGCAGCGGCAUCUGCAGCAGAGAAACCAGCAGCAGAGGUGGAUGCUGUGACGACAGCAACAACACAUACAGAACCCGAUGAUGCGGCGCUAGCGCUGUUGCUGCAAAGACUCGCUAAGGCUGGUUGCCUGUUCAAGAGGCAGCAGCACCACGAACAUCACGAGCAGCAGCAAAAGCAGCUCUAUGUGGCCACUGAUCAGAUGCUCCCUGUGGGCUCUUUGUCCCCUUUGCAUCUUUUCGUAAUUCGCAUUUGCCUUUCAAAUUGUCUACCGUCGCUCUUUUUAUCGUAUUUAGAGCAGAGGCUCUACCGUGUGUUUGCAGUACGAUGUAGUUCUGCUGUCUGCUUUGACCCGGAGGGGACGGCGUUCUUGCCGCUGUCUGCUGUCGCUCGUCUGUCUCCUCCAAUGUUCGUUAGUCUCCUCGCCUUUGUCCCUCCACCAUCUGCUGCUGCUGUUGCAGCUGAUGCUGCAGCCGAUGCAGCUGCUAGUAGGAGACAGCUGGAUGUGUUCUCGGUCUCCCUUGAAGACCUGAGGACUGGGCUUGCUCCUUUUAAAGAAUUGGCCAGUGCUUACUUCGCUCAUGCGCCUGUCGCACAUUCAAUGCAGCAGCAGCAUCAACAGGAUCAACUGCAGAAGGCGGAGCACCAACAGCGGCCGCAGCAGGAAGAGGAGGCAAAUGAGUGCCAACAAAGAGAGCCUGGGGUUCUAAAGACUUGCCUUUUCGCUGCGUCACUUAUAGAGCAACAGAGGCGCAUCAUCCAGUGCACCUCCCCCGGAGAGCAGAAGCAGCAAAAGGGGCAACAGCAUCAGCACCAACGGGACCACCAAGGUCCCUCCUGCUUCCUUGUCGACAUGCAGACAUGGCGUAGGGAUGUGUCUUUGUUAGACCUUCUCUUCGAAUGCUUCGAUUCUGUUGAUGUACGGGCUUUGCUGCAGCCCGUCGACGUUUUUGUCAUUGCUGCUGCUGCCUGUGCUGCGAAUGGGUCGCUUGCGCACACGCAAGGAGUAGCCGCAACAGAGAUAGCACCGUCAAGAAGAGCAUCAAGAUGGACAGAACGAGCAAUGCUGCCAUCAGAAGUCAAGAGAGCUUUUAUAACGGGAGAGGCCUUCACGUCUUUGAUGCUGCGGCUGCAUGAACCAGCUGCACCUGGGAUACUUGGCUACAGCAUCAGCAGCAGCGAAGGCUUGAGUGUAGCUUAUUUUCUUUCUCAAGGCCGUCCCUCUGCUGCAUUCCACUUGCUUCUGGCCAGCCGCACCAGCUGCCGUUGCUGCUGGUGUGAUGCAGCCAAUGCAUGCAGCAGCAGCUGCAACAGCGACAGCAGCAGUGGAGGGGCUUGUGCUUGUGCUGCUGCUGCUGGAGCAUCGGACGUCCAGCUGCUUCAGCUAACCCCAGAAGAAGAAGACCUUCUGCAGCAGACAGCUAUGGAAGUUGCAUUUUACAACCUCUUAGACGAGGGCACUGUCUCCUCCUGCCUCCUGUUCUUAGAACUCUGCAGCCUCGACGCCACUAUGCUGCGAGUGGACGCCCAAUCAGCCCGCAGGAUCUACGAACACCAGAAGCAACAACAGCAGCAGCAAGCUGUCCUUGCUGAAAGGGCAGCCAGCAAAGCAGCAGGGGGGCCAGUCCAUGAUGCAGCUGCCACUUUAGUAAUACAACUAUUUAGGGCCUUCCCCCGUCCAUCAUCGGCCAAGUCCAUCGGCAGCAGCAGCAACAACAACAACAGCAGCAACAACAACAUCAGCAGCAACAACAGCAGCAACAACAGCAGCAACAACAGGAGUAGCCGCGGCAUCUCUUCCCCACAUCUGUUGUCAGCACUUCGUCUCCUAGAAGAGGCGACGUGGGCCCUCAGCGCUCCCCCGCAACCGGCAGCAACGGGAACUGCGGCGGCUACUGCUGCUGCUGCAGUAAAGAGACAGGCCACUAGCCCGUGGCACUUGGUUGCUCACUUCUGCAGGGUCCACGAGCUCCCCCAUUCUUUGACACUGCUGCACGAAUUGGCGAGGAAAGGAGACUGGCUGUCGGUUUUGCAUGAAGCUGAACUCCAGCGCUGCCCUAAAGACACCCUCAAGGGAGUUAUUGAUGGCUACUUUACAGAUCCGUGCCUCCGCGGCCACCUGAAGAGAGCAAUUGGCUGCGGCAGCAACUCAGCUGUAACUGGAGCCGUUACAGAUUCCUCUUGGAGGGACGCAGAAGAUCCUCUCUGUCUCCUUGUAGCUGCGCAGGAAGAACAGCAGAAGCAGCAGCAGCUGCUCGGUCUACAACUGCUUCGCGAGGCUCUCCGGCUGUGCCGCCCACGUCUUGCAGUGUACGCGAGUUGUUUCUCGGAUUGUAGCCUGCUGCAGUGUCUGUCCACCUGGCUGGCUCUCCAGGCGGCCCUUCUUCCACAGCAUCAGCAGCUUAAUACUGCUGCUGCUGAUGCUGGCAAGCAGGAGCAGCUGACUUUGUUGCUUCGCCGUGCGGGGCUGCAGCGCGUUCAGCAGCACGGGAGUCCUGCACAGUCUCAGCAUCAACAACAGCAGCAACAGGAAAUAAUUCCUCGUUUGCUGCAAUUGGUGCAGUCCGGUGCUGCUUCUUCUACUGCAGCCGCAGGCGUUGCAGCACGUGAGGAAUGUCUCCUUCUUUCUGGAGGUGCAGAGACUCUGUGUGGGCUUAUAUUAUCUCUGGCAGAAGCGGGUGGAUUCGUUUUGCUGCUGCGGGGCUUCGCGUUGUUCGACCCCAACAGCCCGCUGAUGCAUUUACUGCUCUUCUUCAGGGCCUUCUCUCAGAGGAGGUUCAAGACGGCUGCAGCGGCUCUACGGCGAUUCGUGUCCUUUCGCAAUAACAAACACCAAGCAGCUGUCGCUGCUGCCGCGAGUCCAGCAGCAGAGACUGUCCCACCAGUAAAAGACGAUACCAGUGGAGAUGGAAAUACCUUGCAAGCAGCAGAUAUUCGCCAAGUCAGCAGUGAGAUGCUGCGCAUGCUGCUUCUUUCUCAGGGGCCACACAUACAUCCUUUGCUCCAGCUGCUGCACGAUGUGGGAUAUUCUCGGAGCUUCUGUCUUCUUCACCAUGCGGACGUUAUUUGCAAUGGCGAGAGUCCUGUGCUACAGCAGCAGCUGCAGCGGCUCUUACUGCAACAGCUUCAACAGACCGUGGAUGCGCCGCCGCAGGAGACGCGAAGCGACCUCUUGCUGGCGCUGCUGCAGCAGCGAAAAUACGCAGAGGCCCGGCAGUGGGCGAAACUGGCAGCUGAUGCUGCUGAUGCGGAUGCGGCUGGCGUUGCUGUUGUCUUUGGUGCUGCACUCGACGCUGCAGGUUUGGGUGCGGGUUGGGUACAGCUUGUGACAGUGCACGAAGUGGCGGAGGGCCUGGAAGGGCUGCGGAGGAGCAGCAAGAGCUCAAGGGCUUCCGUAGACGAGCGGCUAGAGGUGUGGGCCCGUUGCUGCAGGCUGUUUGCAGUUCACAAGUACCCUCACGUCCUUGCUGCAGUCUUCCUGCUAACAGUUUCUGCACAGAUGGAAGGGGACAUCUCCCUAACAGAGCAGGCCUUUCUCUUGGCUGCUGCCCUUAGUCUCUUAGGCUCUCCACACCCCGCACCCGCACGAUUUAGCAGUCGAGAGGCUCUGCUGCAACAUUUGGUACAGUGUGCACAAGGUAGCUGCUCAAAAUGUGGCGUCAGCAGCAACGGCGACAGCAGCAGCAGCAACUCUGGUGGUCUCACACUGGUAGACUGUCUACCCCUCCAGCCGGAGGAGAUGCGCUCUGUGUUUUGGAUAGGACAAGCAGAAGCUUCUGCUGAUGCUGCAGCAGAAGAGGAUGGUUAUUGCUGCUGUAGCGCAACAGCAACAGACUCCCAGCUAGCAGAUCCCUUCGGAGACAGCAACAACAGCAGCUUUCAAGAUUGCUGCUGUAGGUGUAUGGUCUCCUCUCACUUACUUGCGCAGCUGCAGGGCCGCCUGCUGCUGUUGCUCACGUCUCAGUCGACAACAGCAGCAGCUGCUGCGGCACUGACACCGGAGCUCGCCGGGAACCUGUGGGGCUCACAUGUCGCUGCUUCAACUCGUCAGCUUCUGCUACAUGGAGCAGCUACCCCACUCAAGGCUUGCUCUGGCACCAAUAACGUACAGCAGCUGCUCCAGCAGUUGCAGCAGCUGGUAGACCCAGACGCACCUGCGCUUCCUCUGCACUAUAUAGGGGUUCCACAGUGGACUUCGCCCUCUGAUACUGACCUUGACGACAAGGAUAUCCAGCAGCAACGGCAGCAGACGGGUGGGUUUGAUUGUAGCGAAGGUUUGCCUGGGGCACUCCAGGGUAGGACUGCACAGGCUCAGUCUGCCAACAAGGUUUUGCUGCAGCAAUUGCAGAAAGCUGUUCAUAAUGCCAUAUCCAUCGGGUGUACACACAUCGCUAGAGCCCUAGUUGGAAGUUUUGUGACCUUCCUGCGGAGCUCGCCUGCUGCUGCCUCCGUCGCUGGUGCUUCUGCCAUUUCAAACACCAAGAGCGCCCAGGAGGACCAGCAGCGGAAGCAGCAGCAGCUCCUGCAGGGUCUAUCACAGGAAGUGCAGCUGGCGGAGCUGCUGAUUCGCGUGGUAUCAUUGCCUAUGCCCCUGCGGGCGCAGCAGCAGCAGCUGGUGCUGCUGCAGACCUUGUCAGCUGCUGCUGCUGCUGCAUGUGCAGCAACCAGGCCAGGAGUUGGCCCUCUGCCGCAGCUACACAGGGAGCUGCUCCAAAUGUUGCACGAACACGUAGGGUCUCCUGAUACUCAAGUCACAAUGCAGCAGCGGCAAGAGCAGCGGCAACAGCAGCAGGAAGGUACCGACCCGCAGCAAGACAACGAAAACGAGCAGCAACACCUUCUGUCCCUGCAAAUGCACCGGCAGCAACUGCAGCUACUGUCUCAGCUUGUCCAAAGAUGCAAGCCGGGACUGCAUCCGUUUUGUCUAGAAUUGCUCAUCCUCUUCGCCGUUAGUCUUGUGCUGGUAUCUUCCUUCAAUGAAGUGCUGCAGCAGCAGCAGCAGCAACCACAGGCGCUGCUCCUGAGGCUACUGCUUGCUGCUGCAUUCCCCACCUGUGGCAUGCCCAAACCGUCACUUUGCAUCCGGUUUGCUGAAAAGCUCACGAGAGACCGGCGACUGCAGCAGCAGGAGGUUGCUGCCGUUCUUCUGGCUGCUUUUGUUGCUCACCAGCAGCAGUUCUUAGAACACGUACAGAACCCGAGCCAGGGGCAAGAGCAGCAGCAGCACCACCAGCAACAGCCGCAGGAACAACACGACCAAGGCCAAGAGCAGCAGCGGAUAAUUUGGUUUGAAUGGCCAUUGUUGAUUCUGAAAGACUUCUUAAGGAUAUGCGGAACCCCAGGUCUAGUAGGAGAGCAAGCCUUGCAAAUGCUGCUGCAGCAGGAUGAGCUGGAAAUGGACCAAGCGCUGCAGCUGGGGAAGCCGGAGGGUGAUAUGGGACUCUCCAUGACUUCUGUAGCCGCUCCACCUCUGCUGUUGCUGCAUGAGCAGCAGGUAGAGUUGUCCUUGUUGGCGUAUUAUGACUUGGAGCGUGCAUGCAAUGCUGCGGGACUGGCGCAGCUGCUGGAGCUCCUUCAAAGGCGGCUUGCGGUUUAUAUGCAGUUGGGCAAACCAUAUUUGCUGCUGCGCGUUCUAACUAGCAUAUCUCCGUCUCCUCAUUUCACGCCGGCAAUGCAAAUGCUGGUGGACGGAGGCUACCUACUGCAGCUGCUUGCAGCCUGCCGCAAGGGCAUGAAGCAGCAGCAAGAACGGCUGCUGCUGCAGCAUCUGCUAGAGCCCUCUGUCGUUAUACCCGAAGUUCAAGUGUGCGAGUCGCUCGCCCUUGCCAUCUGUGAUUUGCUACAAUCUCAGUACGACCAGCAACUACACGAGCUUCUAGACCCGAUGGCGAAUGAGCCGCAGCGGCAGCGGGAGAGGACUUUAAAGAUCACCUUGGACAAGCUGGUUUUGGCUAAUUUGGAAUUGGGUUUCAAGAAGGAGGCUGGGCUUCUGCUGCAGCAGGAAGCCUUUCGGUGCUUGGCGAUGGAGUUGGACGUGAAGGAGGUCUAUAGCGAGAGUGGAAUUGACCGGCUGUGUCUGGGGCUUCAACUGCUGAUCCAGGCAUCACGCCUCUUCCUGGAAGCCGACUGCACGCCCCUGCACCUCACGUGCUGCCGUCAGGCGGCUCUCGUAGCUCUUCAGCUGCGCGCUGUGGAACUUCAUCUAUCCCGACAGUGUCUGCAACGUCAGCAACAAAAGCAGCAGCAAAACGGAAGGCACCUAGUGUCGCUGCUCCUUCAGCACUGCAGCAAAGCCCUAGAAACGUCCCUUCACCCUUUCAAGGAUGCGGAGAUGUUUCUUAAGGAUGGAACAGAUCUCCCAGUGCUGCUGUCAAACAUUGCCUCAACUGAUACAGUGGGUGCUGGUGGUGCUCCCGUGUCUCCUCGGCAAUUGGAACCAGGAGAUGCCGGUGCGGCAGCAACAGCUGCUGCAGACGCCGAGCGGCAGCAACGGGAUGCUUGGUUUCACAGUCUCCUCUUUUCCCUUGAAGGCUCUGCACUUCAGUGGUUUUGUCGUGGUGGCGGAGAUGAAAGAAAUGGGGGCCCCACGGAGGCGCCAACUACGGCACCGUCAGGAGAUUUGGGAUCAGCAGCAACAGCGGCAGCUGCAGCUGCACAAGCUGUACGGGAAUCUGAGGAAGGAGUUGCAGCUUCUGUUGGUUUGGGUGGCCCACAUCUGCGAUUCCUGCACUUGUCUGUCUCGCAAGUGCUGCUUUUCGUGGAACUGCACCCCGAUGCAUUUGUUUCUGGACUCACUGCUGAGGCCUAUCAGCACAUCUACGGGGGAGUGGUGCAGCUAGCUUGGCCGCGUGCGGUUUACAGACAUGUCAUCCUUGGGGGCAGAAUGCCUUAUCUUUCUCAGCUUCUGGGCAGACCGUUACACCAGGAGCACCAACAAAUAGCAUCACCAGACACAAGUUCUCUGGAGGCAUCCCAAAAUGCUGGGAAGAUUGCUGGAAGGCUUCAGGCAGUUGAGGCCCCCCAAGGCCAGUGCCAGCACCUGCAGCAGCAGCGGCGGCGUCUGCCGCAGGGAAUGUGGGGCGAGGGUCUUAGCAAAGCUGCACUAGAGGCCUUGGUGUCUCUGCAUCUCAAGGAAUUUGACUGCAGCGCCUGCAACAGCGAAGAGCUGCAGCAGUGUUAUAGGAACGGCAACUGCAGCAGCAACAGCCGCGUGCAACGACCGUUUGCUGUUCCAGGGAUAACGGAGCACGAUACAGCUGUCUAUACAGUCGAUUAUUCAGUUGACGCCGACGCGUAUUUGCUCCAUCCCACAGGGGCAGCUGCAGCAGCGCGUAGCAAAUCACAGCAGGCCUGGGAGGCACUCAAGGCAGCAGCAGAAGAGAACCUCCUAACGCUACUUCAAGAGGCAGUUCCCAAUAUCCGCGAUCGUUUGGAGCUCUUUUUGUCUCUGGGGCCCUCAUUUCAUUCUGCAGCGGCUGAGUGCUGCCGCUUGCUUGACGACAAGUGUCUCUACUUGCCAAUGGGCUCUUUUGCAGGGGCAGGGUGA
Messenger RNA from Eimeria maxima, 14709 nucleotides. RefSeq lists its product as hypothetical. Gene Ontology annotation, cellular component: SWI/SNF complex; nucleus. Lineage: Eukaryota; Apicomplexa; Conoidasida; Eucoccidiorida; Eimeriidae. Gene Ontology annotation, molecular function: transcription coregulator activity. The record is from RefSeq and is a predicted model, not a curated record. The transcript has 20 exons. Gene Ontology annotation, biological process: regulation of transcription by RNA polymerase II. Bases 1 to 14709 code for a protein of 4902 amino acids.